Molecule: messenger RNA, 1096 nt
Organism: Neltuma alba
Lineage: Eukaryota; Viridiplantae; Streptophyta; Magnoliopsida; Fabales; Fabaceae
Product: nascent polypeptide-associated complex subunit alpha-like protein 2
Exons: 4
Coding region: 60-746 (228 amino acids)
Cellular component (GO): nascent polypeptide-associated complex
Source: RefSeq, a predicted model, not a curated record
UUAUCGUCCUUAUUUCGCAGCUCCACCGUGCGAAACCCCUACUCCGGGUGUGAGAAGACAUGUCUCCAGGUCCCGUUGUUGAGCCCGCCGCCGAGGCUGAAACCCAGCAGCCACUUCCUGCCUCCGAUGAUACUCAGAACACUAAACCUCAGCAUCAGGAUGAGGAUGCCCCCGUUGUCGAGGAUGUGAAAGAUGAUGACAAAGAUGAAGAUGAUGCUGAUGAGGACGACGAGGACGAGGACGAGGAUGAUGAGAAGGAAGAGGGAGCUCAAGGUGCUACUGAGGGUUCAAAGCAGAGCAGAAGUGAGAAGAAGAGUCGUAAAGCAAUGUUGAAGUUGGGACUGAAGCCAGUUACUGGUGUUAGUAGAGUCACAAUUAAGAGAACAAAAAAUAUACUGUUUUUCAUCUCAAAACCUGAUGUCUUCAAGAGUCCAAAUUCUGAGACAUAUGUUAUAUUUGGGGAGGCAAAGAUAGAGGAUUUGAGUUCUCAAUUGCAAACACAAGCUGCUCAGCAGUUCAGGAUGCCUGACAUGGGAUCUGUGGCGGCAAAACCAGAUGCUGCAGCAGCAGCUGCUGCCGGAACACAGGCCGAUGAGGAAGAGGAGGAGGUUGAUGAAACUGGGGUUGAGCCACGAGACAUUGAUUUGGUCAUGACACAGGCAGGAGUUUCAAGAAGCAAGGCUGUCAAGGCUCUCAAGACUCACAAUGGGGACAUUGUUGGUGCCAUCAUGGAGCUCACUACUUAAGCUUUGUGCUUCAUUUUAUUUAAGUCGUAUUUUUUUGGGAUGAUUUUGGAUCUAACGCCUCCCUCUAGUAACUUUAGUCACAGCCAUAUCAGCCAUCAAUAUGGUUGCGGUAUCGUAAAUUUUGUUGCUCUCAUAGUUGUGGGACGUCAUGGUCAGUGCAUUAUUUUUCAGUCGCGUCUACACAUGAUCAAACCUUCCAUGAGCUAUUUCCUCUCAACCAGAUACCAUGACUAUUCAUGAUAUUAAGUUUUGGCUUAGUUGAUUUAUAAUGCUUCCGUCCUUGUCUUGCCCCGUUUGUUGCUGAAUGCAAUUUGUCCUCGAAUGAAUGAAGUAGUGCUUAAUUUCGAGUA